AUGUGGACGCUGAGCCUACAGGAAGAGCCUCCUCAGAAACUGUCUUACCCAGAACACCAGCCCUCCCGAAAGGCUGAAGGUAAACCCCCAGUCAGGAGGCUGUGGAAUGUGGGAAGACAGCCAAAGGCAGAGGGCGUGUUCCUCUUUGUCACCCACCGGAGUCCUCGCGCCGCGCGUGGACGAGCCGCGGGCACCCGGCAGCGCGGUGGCACCCGCGCCAACAGCCACCUCCCCGGCCCGCGGUCGGCUUCAGGGGCCGAGAUUGCAGCCGGAGGUCCGGAAGCCGCGUCCGGCGCUGUCACCACGCCGGGUGGGAUAGGAGGAAGCGGGGGAAGGGCGCCGUGGGGCGGGGGAGACGAGAGGGGACGCGCGCGGAGCCCGCAGCCCGAGUCCGCGGAGGUGAGAGGAGGGUGCAAGGGGUGGCGCGGAGCCCGGAGGCCCCCGAGCUCCGGCUAUUGUUGCCGGGCUGCCCCGGGCCCGGAGGGCGACUCUCCCGCCUUAGCAGGGAAAGCCCGAUCCCACCCGCGGCCACGCAGCUACCUCCACCCGCGCCGGGGUCGGUCGGCUCCGGGCGCCCGACUCGCACAAGUUGCUGCCCGCCCGCCCGCCGCGGUCAUUGUUCGCCGCGCGCCUCCUACCUCCACGGCGCUGGCGGCUCCGGCUCCCACUCCCGGCCUCCGGGCUCCGCAGCUCCGAGCCCCCGGCGGCCGAGGGCGCGGCGGCUCCGGCUGCGCGUGCGGCGGGGACGCUGGGCUAUUAAUACCCGCGGGCGGCGGCGGCGGCGCGGACGCGCGAGCGGGGCUGGCAGUGGCCGGCCGAGGUCCGAGCCAUCAAAGGUGGCGCGGGGCGGAGGGGAGGGCGGAGCAGGCGGGGUGGGUGGGGAGCGGGCUCAGGGUCGCCAUGGCCGCCUCGACGCCGGGCCGCGCGCCACCCGCGCGGGGAGGAGCGGCGCUAAGCGGGCGGCGGCCGCGUCCCCGCCCCGCGCGCCAGCCGAGCGCCCGCAGCCCUUCGCCCGCGCCGGCCCCGCCGCCUCCAGGCCGGCGAGCGGGAAGUGAAGGAAGGCGAGCCCCUCCCCGGGCCUGCGCCGGCCCCUGCGCGGGGGGAGCCCGGGCGCCGCGCAGCCCGAGCCGCGGGGCCAGUGGGAGAGCCACAGCCCCCUCCAGCGUCCGCGCCCGCGACCUGCGCGCCGGCGCGCCCCGCCCCGCUCCGCCCCGGGGGCAGGUGCGCCGGGGGGCCGCCGGCCCGGAGCGCUCCUCCCCGGCCCGGCGAGCCCACCUCCGAUCCGCGCCUUACUUGGUCCUAAGGCCGGAGCCCGGCUCUGCGCUCUGCACCGCGGGGCCGAGCGCAGGAAGCGCCGGGGAGUGCGCUGCGCCACCGGGGACGCGCCGGUCCUGCCGUUGUGGUUGA
Messenger RNA from Hippopotamus amphibius kiboko, 1407 nucleotides. RefSeq names its product collagen alpha-1(I) chain-like. The transcript is spliced from 2 exons. Lineage: Eukaryota; Metazoa; Chordata; Mammalia; Artiodactyla; Hippopotamidae. The coding region runs from base 1 to 1407 and encodes 468 amino acids. The record is from RefSeq and is a predicted model, not a curated record.